Aspergillus glaucus CBS 516.65 is the source of this 1128-nucleotide messenger RNA. RefSeq lists its product as uncharacterized. The record is from RefSeq and is a predicted model, not a curated record. Lineage: Eukaryota; Fungi; Ascomycota; Eurotiomycetes; Eurotiales; Aspergillaceae. Bases 1 to 1128 code for a protein of 375 amino acids. The transcript is spliced from 2 exons.
AUGACUGAUCCAUUGAGUGUUAUAAGCGCUUCUGUUGGCCUUGGAACUUUCGCUUUCCAAUCAGCCAAGACCCUCAGCGACCUGAUCAAAAGCUUCCACGGCUACCCCGAUACCGUCAAACAUCUCCAAACAGAGCUACAUGGUCUUGUGGUGGUCCUCGAGCGUGUCCAAAACAUCACUUGUGAUGACAAAGUCCGUGCAGAACUCGACCCUAUCCUGAAGGCGUGUGACAUGACUUGUUCGGGGCUUCAAGCCGUGAUCAAAAAAUGCACGUCGCGUUCCGGAGGGCGUCAGCCGAAUCUCCAAGAUUGGAUGAGAAUGAAAUUCCUUGGGGGCGACAUCAAUGAAUUCAAAGAGACCCUAGCAGGGUAUAAAAGCACAAUCACCAUUAUCAUCACGAGUAUAAGCAUUGAUCUGGCGCAAAUGAACCUGCAUCAACUAGCAGACUACCAGAGCGCGAUUGCCAAAACGAUGGCUCGUCUUUCAGCCCAACUUCAGAAUGUUGGCCAACGAUCUCCGAUACAGCUAGAGGAUCAAGGACAAAUCAAGGAGCUGGAAGAUGCAAUUCUUCAGUGUAUCCAGGCUUGUCGGAAAGCUGGAAGCAGCAUUGACCGAGUUCGACGGGAAUCCCUUGGCGAAGUGACACGCGGGCGAAAGAAAAACAUCGCAGCUCGCAAGGUACAGCAGAAGACAGACGAGGAUCUUCAGCAUGUUCAGUCAUUCCUCUCCAGCAGCGAGAUCAGGCUCUUGGAGAUGAAAGAGCAGGAACUGGUCCGACAGCAACAACAACAGCUGGAAGAGCGAAGAUGUUGGCUUGAUCACUGUAGGUCGAUCUUGGAGGCGAGACAGGAGGAAGCGCAGCAAGAAAGGGCCCACAGGUUUGAAAAUAUUUCUUCUCAAGACCAAUCCCUUCAGAUCGUCAUAUCUACCACGCAGAAUACGGUCUCGGCUAAGAACGUCAACGCCGCGACUCAAAGCUCUCAAAUAAUGGGUGACUGUCCAAGUUCAACAGUGGAAAGACUCAUUGAGAAUCACGGUUCUCGCCGGGAAAAAAGUCCUUCGGUUCCAUCCAGAAAGGCUUUUAGAUUUUUCGGACGGACAAGCAAAAAGGCACCUGGUCAUUCUUAG